ACCGGAGCGGCCAUGAGCGAGCGCAGCCCCAAUGAGUCCCCCUCAGCGGCGGAGGCUCCUGGAGGGCAGGAGGGAGCCAAAGCCGGGGACCCCAAGAAGGUGGAGGAGGAGGAGAUCGACAUAGACCUGAGCGCACCCGAGACCGAGAGAGCCGCACUCGCCAUCCAGGGCAAAUUCCGCCGCUUCCAGAAGCAGAAGAAGGAAUCGGGGCCCUGA
Messenger RNA from Melopsittacus undulatus (budgerigar), 216 nucleotides. It is a transcript of the gene PCP4L1, whose product is annotated as Purkinje cell protein 4 like 1. The record is from RefSeq and is a predicted model, not a curated record. NCBI's taxonomy places the organism in Eukaryota, Metazoa, Chordata, Aves, Psittaciformes, Psittaculidae. The coding region runs from base 13 to 216 and encodes 67 amino acids. The transcript has 3 exons.